AUGAACUCAGCUUCGAACCCGAGUAGAUCUCCGGAUGCCAACGGUGUCAUCUCCCUUCACUCGAUGGACGCACAACAUGGACAUGACGCUCAGGCACAGCUGCAAAUCGCCUCCUCGCGGGACAGCCUACCUUCGCAGGUCUCGACCUCUCAGCUCUCGAUGGCUUUCAUCUACUAUUCCGUUCAACUUCAGAAGGCAGCACUAUCCAGACUCGAGGCAAAGUUGACUGGUUUAGCAGCCCAAACACCCGCCAGCAAUGAGCACUUCGCAGCUCUGAAGAACGAGAUCUCCGCGUUGAGAACUUCCAAGCAAGAGUGCGACAAGCUCAUGGCGGAGCACAAAGAGUCGUUGCAGCAAUACUCAGGCGCAAAAAUCGACGAUCUGCGAGCCGAAUUGGAGCAGGUUACUACAAGCGUGGCUGCACAAAUCGCUAGCAACAAGGCCGAUGUCGAGGCCAUGGCACUCGUGCAGAAGAGCCUGGACGAGAAGUUCCAGGCGCAGCAGCAGGCCAUCCAAGAACUUUCCAGGAGUGACGAGAGUGCAAAGAGGCAAGAGGAACUAAUUCAAGGGAUCCAAAAACUACUCAGCAAGUGCAACACUAUCCUUGAAACGAGAGUGGCGGCCAGAAUCGACAAUACACCAAGGCGGCAUUGCCAGAAACUCCAACACGAGGUGGCCAGGCUCCACCAACAGCUCGCAGACACCAUAGAGAAACUUGAUUGUUCCAUCAAAUACCCGGAAUCUGUGAUAUCGCCAAAAAGAAGAGGUCGAGGCGAGCAGAACGAUCGUGUCCCAAGAAUCGUACCAGAGGUUGAUGAGGCAACAAGACGCCGCCGAGCAGUCUCUUCUUCUUCCACGGCAAGCUAUCCCAGCGAGGUCGAUGAGUCAGACGACUUGCAUAUGCGCCGAGGCAACAGCUACCUGAGGUUGUACGACAAAUACCGGCGUGCAUACCGGAUUCAAAAGCCACAGUCGGAGAAGAGGUUCAUCCGUAGAUUCCUCAGUAAACUAGAUCGUGGACAAGCCCAUCAUACGCAACACAAGAUACUUCAGGCAUAUCCGAGCUUGGUUGUCCGGAGAGAAAGACCACAAGAUAUCACCUCCAGCGGGGCAAAGGAGUUCAUUCGACUUGACAAUUUGUCGUGGCCGCUAGUAGCCGAUGCCAUCGCUAGCAUGACUGAGGAUGAUUUCAAGCUCAUGACCGGUGACAUGGUUACAGUGUAGCCCGAGAACACAGUGCUAGCGAACGCGCAACAUCACAUAGUUGAGAGGAUGCUCCGAAAUCCAUUGCUCUCAUCAGGAACAUACGAGCACGCGGUAGUAGGCAGCAAGCGUGCUGUUGGAAUGGAGAAAUUUGAAUGGCAUUUGCUCCGAAUG
Microdochium trichocladiopsis is the source of this 1377-nucleotide messenger RNA. RefSeq lists its product as uncharacterized. The record is from RefSeq and is a predicted model, not a curated record. Lineage: Eukaryota; Fungi; Ascomycota; Sordariomycetes; Xylariales; Microdochiaceae. The coding region runs from base 1 to 1224 and encodes 407 amino acids. The transcript is spliced from 2 exons.